This is a messenger RNA of Sparassis crispa, 447 nucleotides long. RefSeq lists its product as hypothetical. Gene Ontology annotation, cellular component: preribosome, large subunit precursor. NCBI's taxonomy places the organism in Eukaryota, Fungi, Basidiomycota, Agaricomycetes, Polyporales, Sparassidaceae. The record is from RefSeq and is a predicted model, not a curated record. The coding region runs from base 1 to 447 and encodes 148 amino acids. The transcript is spliced from 3 exons.
AUGGCCAAAUCGGCCCGCUCCAAAAUCAAACGGCACUUCCGCGCCAAAAAGCGCACAGAGGGCAUCUACGCCGCCGUCGAGGCUGCGCGGCUCAACCGCCUCGCCUUGAAGCUCAAGGCCAUCUCCACCGCCGACGACGAAGGGGAGCGCAUGCAGCAGGACCCGGCUCAGGCGCAGGGGGGAGGAGAGGGCGAGGGCGAGUGGGAGGACAUGCCAGAUGAUCAGCAAGCGGACGACGCCGCAGCCGGCCCAGAUGCGAUGGCGCUCGACUCGGGCUCAUCCACGGACGCUGCGAAGCUGAUAUCGACACAUGGUCCGCGGGGCUCGCGGCACGAGGAGUGGCGGGCGUCGAAGGGCAUGGCGCCGCGGUCGCAGUCGCGAGGGAUAAAUAGGCAGGGUGGGGUCAAAGCGCGGAGGAAAGCGGGACGUCCGCAACGCAGACGAUGA